CACACACUUGUCCUUGCACUUGAGCCUGAGGAUCCCACGUACUGCGUCCAGCAAAGCAGCUGUCCGGUCAGCAGGGCAAGCUCUAGCCCGCUAGGUCAUCAGGGUUGGGAGAAGAAAGCUACUGGCUUCUCCGCUGGGGCAAGGAACAGCGGUCACAAGAUGGCGGCCACUAAGCUCGGUCGGUUCUUGUCGGACCCGAGUCUGCUAAUGGAGAAACUUUCAUGCCCCUGCUCGGGUGCGCCAUCAUUUCGAAGCAGCUUAGAACAUUUUGUGCAAGCAGCAACUUCCCGCACUCUACUUCAACACUCCCACCGCAGCGCUCAGGCUUCUUCCGAACAGCAUUUGCACGGAAGGCGAGCUUCGGGCAGCUCGCACCGCCAAAGAGAGUGUUCACGCUUUCAUUGCGCAAACCCAAUUGCGUCUCUCAACCAGCCUAAGGUGCUGUCCCCCUCGACUAGCAUUAGUAGAACGGGUUUGCAAACCCAUUGGAAAGAACCUAGCAGCAGAAGCAGAGAAAGGUUUGGGAGAUUGCGAGCGGUGAAAACGGAAGCGCCUGUGGACGAGCGGAAAGCGGAGUGGGGCUCAGAACUAGAGGCGUGGCUAGGGGAGAGCGGGCUGCCAGAACAACCUGUUGAGAUUGCGGACGUCGGCCCAAAAGGGCUCGGGGUUAAAGCCAAGCGGGUAAUCCUGAAGGGCGAGGUUGCGUUGCAAGUCCCCGAGCAUUUGACGGUGACGGGGGUCGACGUGGCCAAUCACCCCGUUGUUGCAAACAUUGCGGAAGGCCGGGGUGACGUCAUUGGGCUGACGCUUUGGGUGAUGUACGAGCGGUCCCUGGGGGAGCAGUCCGGCUGGUGGCCGUUCGUCCGAAUGUUCCCGCAGCGGACGCGCAGCCCCCUGCUCUGGACGUCCGAAAAGCAGAACGAGCUGCUCAGGGGAUCCCCCGUCCUGGCGGACGUCCAAGAGCGGCUGCGCGCGGUGGAGUCCGAAUACGCGCAGCUGUCGACGUUCUUUUCGGGCGACCCCGAGCUGUUCCUGCCGCCCUUCUUCUCCUUCGAAGCCUUCAAGGAGACGUUCGCCGUCGUGCUCUCGCGCGUUGUGUUCCUGCCCUCCGCGGACUGCUUUGCUCUGGUCCCCUUUGCUGACUGCAUAAACCACGCGAGCGACUCCACCGCCUCCUUAGACUUCUCCGCCGAUGAGAACGCGGUGGUUCUUACCGCCGACCGAGACUACCAACCGGGGGACGAAGUCGUCGUCACGUAUGGGGCCGACAAACCGAACUCAGAGCUGCUGAUAAAUUACGGUUUCGUGGAUCCAAACAACUCGAACGACUGCCUCUUCCAGCCCGCGGAGCUCCUUCCCACCGACCGCCUGAUGGGCUUCAAGCAGCAGAUCGUCGAGCAGGCGGGCUUUGGUGUGAAGGAGCUCUUUCCGCUGCUCCUCAACCGUUUCCCCACCCAGUUGCUAGUGUACCUGCGGUUGUCCCGAUUACAAGACCCGGCGCAGUUCCCCAAGGUCAACUUCGAGAAAGACAUGGUGGUUAGCCAGGAGAACGAGUACGAGAUCCUGAUGCUGCUCAUGGCCGACAUGCGGGAGCGCCUGCAGAGCUAUGAGAACCAGACCGAGGACGAAAUGCGCCUGCUCAACACGCGGGAUCUUAGCCCCGAGGGCCGACUGGCGUGUCAGCUUCGGAUCGGCGAGCAGCGGAUCCUUCAGAGCACCAUGACCGCCGUUCGGAACAGGCUGGCGCCCAUUAGGGGAGUGCCCACGAAGUCGGGGGGAAUGCAGGAUCCGAACGCUGACAUCAUCGAGAUGUUCGACCAAGUGGAGUCGAUCGUAUCGGCGCCCGGGAAGUUCUUUCAGAAGGUGCUCGGGAGAGAUAAGUAGACCCGAGAUCAUGGACAAACCGCAACGUGCUGUUCCAACCCUGUUGGUCGGCCCCACGUUCUUUCGCGACUCUUGCGGAACCCACGUUCUCUCAUGACCCAUAACGUGAUCUAGCAAGAGUGAAACGGCAACAGCCUGCACGGUGAUCACCGAUGGAAUGAGAUGAUACGCU
Molecule: messenger RNA, 2056 nt
Organism: Klebsormidium nitens
Lineage: Eukaryota; Viridiplantae; Streptophyta; Klebsormidiophyceae; Klebsormidiales; Klebsormidiaceae
Source: the annotation of a GenBank genome assembly